This is a messenger RNA of Lactuca sativa (garden lettuce), 2175 nucleotides long. RefSeq lists its product as uncharacterized. Gene Ontology annotation, molecular function: zinc ion binding. Lineage: Eukaryota; Viridiplantae; Streptophyta; Magnoliopsida; Asterales; Asteraceae. The record is from RefSeq and is a predicted model, not a curated record.
AUGAACCCUGAACUAGGUAUGAGAUUCUCUUCUCCUGCUGAACUUAAUUCAUCUCCCAGUAACUAUGCAGUUGAACAUGGAUAUGACUUGUAUUAUGAGAAGAAUGACAAGGAUAGGUUGCCUAUAAAGUGUUGUAAAGGAAAAAGACCACAAUGCCGUUUUAGACUAUGGGCAUCCUGGAUGAAAGAUGAACAAACAUUUCAAAUAAAGUCCCUUAGAGAAGACCAUAGUUGUUCAAGGGCAUUCAAACUUGGGUCAAUUGUUACCUACAGGUGGAUAGGGAAACAAUUUGUCACUGAUAUUUUGGAGUCCCCUAAAAUGAGUCUGAGGAAGAUGAAAGCUAUGGUAUCCAAGUUAUUCAACAUAAAUGUUAGUGUUGGACAAUGUAGGAAUGCAAAAAGAUAUGCAUUGUGUGAAAUUGAGGGUGAUUUGAAGGAUCAUUAUUCCAAGCUGUGGGAUUAUGGAGCUGAAAUUAAAAGGGCCAACCCACGAUCUCAUAUAGAAGUGUAUGUGCAGCCCCGAAAUAAUUCUACUGUGAUGUUUGAAAGGUUUUAUGUGAGUUUUAAAGGAGUUGUUGAUGGAUGGUUAGAUGUGUGUAGGAAGGUAAUUAGGAUAGAUGGAUGUUUUCUGAAGGUCAUCUGUAAAGGAAAGCUCCUCUCAGUAGUAGGCAGGAAGAGAAACAAUAACAUUUACCCAAUAGCCUGGGCAGUAGUAAAUGUUGAGAACAAGAAUACUUGGAAGUGGUUCUUGGACAAUCUAAUGGAAGACAUAGAUGAAGGGGGUAAUGGUAAUGGAAUCACAUUGAUGUCAGAUGGACACAAGGGUAUAAUGGAGGCUGUGAAAGAAAGAUGUCCAGAAGUUGAGCAUAGGUUGUGUGCUAGGCACAUCCUUGCUAACUUCCAUAAAAGGAUUAAGGGUGAGUGCUACAUUAAACCUUAUUGGAGGGCUGUAAAGGCAACUACAAUUCCAAAAUUUGAACUUCCAAUGGAAGAAAUCAAGAGUUUUGAUGUAGGGGCAUAUGAUUAUCUCAUUCAAAGGGACCCCAAGUGUUGCUCAAGGGCUUUUUUUAAGGUUGGAAUGGGAUGUGGUGAAAUGGAAAAUGGUGUGUCUGAGAGCUUCAAUGCUGCUAUUGAAGAAGCUAGAAAGAAGCCAUUGAUCACUACGUUGAAGGACAUAAGGGUAUGUAUGAUGGAGAGAUUGUACAUGCAGAAAGGGAAAGGAUUCGGCUGGGAUUUGGCAAUUUGUCCAACUAUCAGAAGGAAACUUGGUAAACUAAAGAAGUUGAUUAGAUUUUGGGCAUCAUAUGUUAGUGGAUACAAGCAGUUUGAAGUUAUGCAAUGUAAUGAAAGGUAUGGUGUUGACAUGGAGAAGAGAGAAUGUGGAUGUCAAGGUUGCCAAUUGACAGGAAUUCCUUGUGUACAUGCCAUAUGUGCCAUAUCUUCCUUGAAUCUUGAUCCAGAGGAAUUUGUUGCAGAGUGGUUUACUAAAUCUGCAUUUCUUAGGGCCUAUGAUUACAGCAUACAUCCCCUGAAUGAUAGUACCUUGUGGCCCUACAUGCCUGAUUUUCACCAGAUACUACCUCCUACUAGGAGGUUACCUGGUAGGCCAUGUUUGAAAAGAAAAAGAGACCAAGCAGAAAAUAAACUCAGUGGGAACACAAGACAUACUAUGAGCAGGGUAGGUAUUCAACACAGAUGUACAAUUUGUAAUGAAACUGGAGACAACAAUGCUACAUGUCCAAUGAGGGGUCCUUCUGAAGCAGGUCCAAGUACAGCAAGAAAGAAGAGUAAUGUAAGAAACUGUCCUUCACAAGCAGGUCCAAGCACUCCAGCUCCAAGUGCUCCAACACAUGUCAAUCAAGAUCCUUUGACUCAAGACCAUGUCCCUGUGAAUGAAGAUCCUAUGAAUCAAGAGAAUGUGAAUGAAGUUCCUGUCAACCAAGAUCAUGUGCAUGAAUUUCCUGUGAAUGAAGUACCUAUUAACCAAGAUCCUGUGAUUCCAAUACCUGUUAACCAAGUGCCUGUGAAUCUUGGUGUUAGAGUGCCUAGGAGAUUUGGUGUUAGAGCAAGGAAGCCUUCAGAGAGAAUCCACAAGAUACAAAUCAGGAAGCAGGUUUUCCGAAAGGAUGGCAAAGGAAUGACUAAGGACAACACGGUUACUUUACAUUUAGACUGA